AUGUCUAGCUCUUUACUAGGACAGACGCUCCGGGACAACAUUAUCGCAGGAGUGCCCACUCGAACCAAGGCAUAUAGUGAUUACACCGGGCUUCCGGUACCCCCUUGUGGCGAUUUCGCUCCAAGGUCCACCAGUAUCAAUGCGCCACCAUGGAUGCCCACUUUAACCAGUCCACAUAGGCUCUCGUUACAUAACGAAAUCGAACACUUCGUCGCGUACAUGAAGCCAACCGACAAAGAGCUCCUCCUCCGCACCGACUUGAUCAAUCGUUUCACCAAGCUCAUCGAGACGCUGGACCCGCAGGUUUCCGUUCAAGCUGUGGGCUCGACUGUCAGCGGACUUCACUUCCCAACUUCAGACAUCGACAUGGUUGUCACUUUGGCAGGCGCCAGAGCUGGCUAUUAUUCCACCUCCACUCUCUCCGCCAGAACGACAUUGACUCUACUGGAGUACAAGAUCAGAUCGUCCGGAUUUGCCAGAAAGAUUGAAUCCAUUUUGAACGCUUCUGUCCCUCUGCUAAGGAUAACGGAUGCAGUGACGGGGAUAGACAUUGACCUGACGGCAGCAGACGAGCAUGGGGUUAAGGCGACGAACAUGGUACAAUCCUACAUGAAGUCCGAGAAUGCCACAGUCAUCAAGAGUCUGGUCAUGGUCCUGAAGCUAUUCCUGGCCACACGGAAGUUAGGCACCACGUUCACGGGAGGAAUCAACUCUUACCUACUCGUAUGGAUGAUGGUUGCUUGGGUAAAGCUCGAGAUGCCCAAGUUGGUCGGAGGAGCACAUAGCGAAAGACCCUCCAAUAACGUCGACGAUUUGAUCUCUAGGAUGGGGACCUUGAAUGUUUCUUCGUCCUCAGGGCCUUCGAGGCGGAGCGAUCCGCAGGUCGACCUCGGGGUUGCCUUGAAGGCAUUUUUCAGGUUCUACGGCAAAGACUUCGAUACUACGACAACCACCAUACGAUUUACAUCGACAAGUGUAGCAUAUGGAGUCAAGAGCUAUACUUAUUCACGUUACACCCAGCAACGCUACCUACUUUCAAUCACCGACCCGGCAGACGUCACUAUCGAUCCUGGGUUCAAAGGCAUACGGGAUCAAGCAUGUGCGGGCGAGCUUUCGGGAAGCUUAUCGCACCCUCGAUGCGCUAGAAAGUGGAACAGCGGACAGGGUGGAAUUGGCAAAGGCCAGGGUACAGGGAACCUUGGGCUACGUCCUUGGGGGCGAUUAUGCGGACCUCGCAGAGAAGAGGAAGAAAAUGGUGGACAGGUGGCGCAGAAGUCGAAGAUUGUAGGGCCAUGA
Coprinopsis cinerea okayama7#130 is the source of this 1296-nucleotide messenger RNA. Its product is annotated as PAP associated domain containing 5. The transcript has 2 exons. Gene Ontology annotation, molecular function: mRNA binding; poly(A) RNA polymerase activity. The record is from RefSeq and is a predicted model, not a curated record. Gene Ontology annotation, biological process: RNA 3'-end processing. Gene Ontology annotation, cellular component: nucleolus; TRAMP complex. NCBI's taxonomy places the organism in Eukaryota, Fungi, Basidiomycota, Agaricomycetes, Agaricales, Psathyrellaceae. Bases 1 to 1296 code for a protein of 431 amino acids.